GCCAGCGCUCUCUGCUCACUUUACUCCCAAAUCUCACCGGCUAUGCGGGCUUCGCAGAGCUCUUGUCGAAGGAGGGCUGCUCGUCUCAUGGUGGAAUCUGUAGCUGAUGGAAUGGUCUCCAGCAAAUAUGUUGCUACGCACGCAGCUAGAAUUUAAAUGAACAAAUUGUCAACUCAUUUCUGUGAGGACGUUUGCUCUGGACGCGCAGGUCUGUGGAAGACUGGCUACAGGAUAUUUCCAAAAGAGAUCUCCUGAGCUCAGGUGACCAGGGAGCUGUGACUAUACCAGAUGUCCGAAGUCAUCUUGCCCAGUGGACUGUGGUAUUGACAGGGCGAAUAAAGAAGAUGUCUGUGUGUGGUGAAUUUGCUGACCACUUGUGGAAACCAGGGUCCUGCAAGAACUGCUUUCGCCCCAGCAGUGACCACCGCUGCAAUGGCGGGGUGAUCCAUGCCAGCCCCAGCAGUGACCACCGCUGCAAUGGCGGUGUGAUCCAUGCCAAGGCCAGCACUGACGCAGACGAGGAGAACUGUCUGAGUCUCUCCACCCACACAAAACCCACUAUUGCGGUCAAGCCCACCAUGAUGAACCCUGACACUUUGGACAUGUUGACCGACGUCAACAUGAACUUUGGACAGGAUUACCAGAAGAAUGUAAUUGACAAACUCAGCCUUAUGGAGAUGUUGGAACUUGCUCCCUUCUAUAGAGGCAAAAAUGGCUGCAGAAAAACUCUGAAAGAGGUUGUUAUGCAAAAUGCAGCCUCAGGGAACAUGGACUACCUUUGCAGAUUGUCCUACGAUGCAUUGUCCUCGUCAGCCCAGAAGCACGAGUCACUUUUUGUCAGCGGCAUCCAGGAGGAAGGACGUGGGGCCCUGGGUUUGAAGGAGAAUGGGGCCAGCAGUGGAUUCAGGCCUGUGAAAGGCAACAGCCACACAAGGGCUUUUAUACAGGAGCCUGAGAGAACCACAGACUCCUCUGGAAGCGGGGCUGGACACAGAGGCAUUGGGACUGAUGGCCAGGCUACUGCCAUCGACGUCACCGCUGCCCCGGCCAGCGACGUGAAUUCCUGGAACAGAGAGCCCCCAAACGCUUCUGACAAUUCGGCUCCAGGUUGUGCACCACAGGGGAGCUCGGAACACAGCCACUGCUCUGUCAGCUCCAGGGCUGAGCCGACUGCUACGGCGGACACCUGCUCCUGCCCCAGCCCACAGCACUCAUCCGGCUGCUCGAAAGGGCCAGAUAAGCCCCAAACAUUACUGUUUUUACCCAGCUUGCCCUCAGCCGCCGAGGGCAUUCGAUUGAAAUCUGAGCCAAUAUAUGCAGAGAGCACCAAGCGCAAGACGAAAGCAUUCAUAGGCUGCCCUUCCCAGCAGUGUUCAGCCCUGGAAGGGGAACUGGCCACGGAUAACCAGUGGGACAAAACUGAUGCCGUGACUGGCAACACAGGAGAGCCCGAUGGUCAGGUUCUUUACCUGACAAGUUCAGGUCCUGCUUUAAACAUACUGUGUCAUCACUUAGGCCCCACCUCCAGGUGUUCCACUUUUCAGUGUUGCUGUGGCAACCCGGAGACAAACACAGGUUCUCUGCAGUCUAGACCUCAAGUGAGCCCUCCCGUUCCCCCCAAAAGGAGCUCUUGUUCUCCAAAAUUUGAGUCUGCUUGCCUCUCUCCUUCACCACAUCCAGAGGUGCAUUUCUACCCAAGUGUCCCAACACCGUUGCUCUGCCUGUCUGGAAACGAGGCCCAGGGGGAGGGUCACUCCCCAGGUGCUGCCGUGCUAGAGCAGAGAGACACCCUGCAUAGUGCUGAGAUUGAGGAGGAGGAGGAGAUAGGGGGCAAGGGCAAAUCCACCAAUGCAGCUGCCGCGUUAGAGACAAGGGAUUGGGGUCCCACUGUACACAGCAGCGAGAGCACCCCACCCGGGGUCUGUCAGUUGUGCCUGGACAAACAUAAAGGGAGCAUGUUAGCCAACAACUCGUCCUCUGCUGCCCUGUCAGAGGUGAAGAGCAAAAGCCUUAUGACCGUGCCACCUCCACCACCUCCAAAGAAGCACCACAGAGUUUCCAGUAAGAUGAACAAGCCCACCUCUGACAUAGAGAAGACCAACUGGAAUGAUUCUGUGGAGAGCUUUGUCCGGCCUCUUAGGAUCCUGCCUGGAGGAUCAUCGAGUGGCCUCGGCUCCAUUCGCAGGAUCUUCUCUGAUGGGGGCGACCAUGGUGCUCCCUACUUGCCCAAUCUGUCAUUGUGUUUGAGGUCCUCCCUGGUGUUGCCUCACGCUGAAGCACUUCCCCGUCCAGGGUUGCCCCUGCAGCCGCCUCCUCUUCCUGAGAAGAGGCUGGUGAACCGCACCGUGUCUGGGCCUCGCGGUGAAGGGGGGAGGUGGCUGAGCGCGACAAACCCUUGUUUCCCCCUGAGCAGAUCAGAGGGUGACAUCUGUGGUCCGGCUAAGGCCUCCUUCAUGACGAUGACGCAGCUGAACGUGCGCUCUUCCGCCAAGUCCCAGGGGCAUCCGCAGACCGCCCUGCAUCCGCGCGUGCUGGAGCAGCCUCUUGGGAAGGGAAGUCUCUGUAGGACCAUCACCUCCUCCUCCUCCCCCCAGCUCAGCGCGCCUCCCCCGGGCUCUGGCCUCCACUUGCAGAUGCUGCUCAGCAACAUGGACAGCCGGGAAGGCGUCUACUCCAAGCUGGGCGGGCUGUACGCUGAAUCCCUGCGCCGACUGGCGCUGAAGUGCGAGGAGCAUUUCACCCAAAGCCAGAGGAACCCGCUGCGCUUCGACGAGAGCAACUGGUCCCUCUUCAAACUCACCUGUAACAAACCCUGCUGUGAGGCUGCGGACGGCACCUACUACGCUGCCUCCUGUGCCUCCGACCCCUUCAGCUCGUAUGCAGUGAAGAUCUGUAAAAGCCAAACUCGAGAUGCUAAACUGGGUCACUUGUACGGGCGGUCGGUUCAGCAGAGCGUUCCUCCCCACUUCAACCUGCAGCAGGACUGUGGCCACUUCAUCGCCUGCAUUCCCCAGAGCAUGCUGCCCCCAGACGAAGCAGCAGACCGGUCCCCCCAACGCAGUGAGCAGGAGCGCGUGGUGGUUAUCACCCGCGAAGUGCCCCGCCAGAGCGCCGCCGGUUUCGUCCAGGACUGCGUGGCCUUCCACCGGACCCAGCCGGAGGCGUACGAGCGGAGGGUGUGCUUCCUGCUCCUGCAGCUGUGCAAUGGACUGGAGCACCUCAAGGAACACGGCGUUACCCACUGCGACCUCUGCCUGGAGAACCUGCUCCUGGUGCCUCACGCGUACCCGCCCGAUGGCUUCUGCAACCAGAACCACCUCCCCCGCCUGCUAGUCAGUGGCUUUGCUAAAGCUAAACGGCACUUAGCGGAGGACCCCUCCACCGACCCCCUGCUGAAGACGGACCGCUCACGCUUGUCCCCUGAGAUCUUGUCGGCCACCCAGUACCGCAAGUUUGACGAGUUCCAGAUGGGAAUCCUGAUCUAUGAGCUCCUGCACCAGCCCAACCCCUUCAAGGUGAGCCCCAAGCUAAAGGAACGGGACUACCACUGCAAGGACCUCCCGCCCAUCCCGCCCGUGUCGCUGUACUCUGCGGGCCUCCAGAGGCUCACCCACCUGCUGCUCCACCCUGACCCCACCAAGCGCAUCCACAUCCAGGAAGCCAAGCAUGCCCUGCAGAGCCUGCUGUGGGGUCCCUGGCGGGACCUGAUGGAGCAGCAGCGGGACAGGCCCAGGGAGGGCCCGUACCACGAGGGUCUGCUCAACUGGCUGGACGUGAAACGGGCCCUGCUGAUGAUGAAGUUUGCAGAACGCUCCUUGGAGCCAGAGCAGAGUGCCGAGCUGGAGGACUGGCUUUGCUGCCAGUACUUCUCCUCAGCCAGCCCGCCUAGCCUCUGUCACACCGCUAAUCUCCUCUACUUCAAGUGACUGUGGGAUGUGCUGCACAGGCUUGGUUCUGGCAUGGUAGGAAGACUUACUGCAUUGAAAAAAUGUUAAAUAAAUGAAUCUAAGGCAUCUUGUUUAACCUAUUUAAACUGUGAGUUGUUACCGUUAGCUUUACAUGACACAUUUUCAGUUCUUGUCCUUAUAUAUUUGUCCUUAACUUCAGUGAACAUGAAAUUCAUAAUGUUGUACGCUACAGUCCGUAUGUAUUUGGACAGCGAUACAAUUUCUGCA
This is a messenger RNA of Conger conger (European conger), 4175 nucleotides long. Its product is annotated as inactive tyrosine-protein kinase PRAG1-like. Gene Ontology annotation, biological process: protein phosphorylation. The record is from RefSeq and is a predicted model, not a curated record. The coding region runs from base 345 to 3926 and encodes 1193 amino acids. Gene Ontology annotation, molecular function: ATP binding; protein kinase activity. The transcript has 6 exons. NCBI's taxonomy places the organism in Eukaryota, Metazoa, Chordata, Actinopteri, Anguilliformes, Congridae.